Aspergillus versicolor CBS 583.65 is the source of this 787-nucleotide messenger RNA. RefSeq lists its product as uncharacterized. The coding region runs from base 315 to 731 and encodes 138 amino acids. The record is from RefSeq and is a predicted model, not a curated record. Lineage: Eukaryota; Fungi; Ascomycota; Eurotiomycetes; Eurotiales; Aspergillaceae. The transcript has a single exon.
ACGCUUGGCUCUUCCUCACGUCAUCGACCUACCUCAUACCCUUAACCUCUUAUCCACCUUUUUCCGGUCACAUCUCGCUCCAUUUUGCAUAUUGUUGUCGCUGGUAUCGUUGUCGACAUCGCGGCUUCUGUUUCUCCUGGUCUAUUACAUAGUAUAUCAUGUUGUGAUUUCGGCAGUUCUACAUCCAGUUCAGUGCCAGUUAUCUGGUGUAAUGGUGUUUGGCGCAUUGAACCUCGGCGAAGGGCGGGGAAGGAAACAAUCCUCAUGUGAAUUCGAAUAACUAAAGCCGUUGCUUUUCCACGGACCAGUCAGUCAUGAGACAAAAGAAUAUUCUCUCCAGGAGGCGAAAUCGAUGCAACGCAGUGCCAGCAGUUAGCGGGCAUCUCAUCUUUUUGUCCUGUUUCCAAAGAAUAUACCAUAUCAUUCAUGUGGAUGUCGCAUCUAUUGCUACGCCAUCUCUCUGCCUGCGUCUCUCUUGUCUCUUGCAUAUUUUCUGUUUUUAUAUUUAUCCACGCCCGCCUAGGUGCAAUCGGGCUCCCAUUUUUUCUUCAGUUCCUAACUGUAUUGUAUUUAAUCUUGGCCUCCUCGUCUUCUAUCUCUAUGGGAGGAGAGACAUGACUGCGCCUUUUGGAUUUUUCUUAGUUUGGGAUGGAAGCAAGUCUUUCGUCAAAGCAAAAUACGACUACAUACAUACUGCCCGCUACUAUUAUCUCCUGCCUAUGCGUCUUUAAGAUGAAAAUAUAAACAGAACAUUGGAAUCAGAAUUAAUUAGCAAGCAGGUGCCUAA